GGCUGGCUGCGGGUCAGUCAGGCCGGCAGCCUCUCUACUCCGUUCCGGGUCACCUUACCGCAGCCCACGCGCAGCCGCUGCGCCCUGCCUUCGCCGGCGCCGCCUCUAGCCUCGCUUCCGCCUCCUUCCCGCGCCUCGGCUGCUGGUGCUCAGGGUAUCCGACUGUCGUCGCCGCCCAGAGGGGUGUACCUGAGCCAGUGAAGAAGCCGCUCUUGGGCUGGCCUCGCGGCGACCUCUGGACAGUCUCCCCCUGCAGGGGCGGCACAGUUCGCAGUCUGCAGAAGUGCGGCUCCUCGCGCGCCUGAAGGCCGAGCUCUGACCGCGGAAGCCGGGUUGAUGCCAGGUGGGGCAGCAGCGAGUGGCCGGCGCCUGGGCUGCGGAGAACGGGCGACCACGCCUGGGGAUCACACGCCGGCGACCUCUUCAGAGCGCGACGUCUCCUGCCAUCUCCGCCUGCCUUCCCUACGGGCCUCUGCUUGGAGACGCGACAUCCUGCCUGCAGGUGCGGGACCGGGCCCGCGGACGCCGAUCGGAGACACAAGAUGGCGUUGGGCGCGUGACUGAGCAUCCCCCAAGUUUCGCUCCGAGGACGUGGAGGACGGACGUUGGUGGGGGCAGUGAAAGGACGAGAGCCGGACUCUGGUGUCGUUGGUUAAUUGUGAUUGCGUGAAGCUUGACUCCUCGGGCAAAUUGCAGGAGAGUGUCCGCUGUCGUCCUAAGUCCUUUAGCACAGGGAGCCACAGUCUUAACUCGUAUCUAACCACCUGAUAACCCAACUAUCAGGGGCCCUUGAUAGUUGGGGAAAAUGGCGAUGACACUGUUGGAAGACUGGUGUAGAGGGAUGGAUGUGAAUUCUCAGAGAGCCCUGCUGGUCUGGGGGAUCCCGGUGAACUGCGAUGAGGCUGAAAUCGAAGAGACCCUCCAGGCUGCAAUGCCCCAGGUGCACUAUCGAGUGCUUGGGAGAAUGUUCUGGAGGGAAGAGAAUGCCAAAGCAGCCUUGUUAGAGCUCACUGGCACUGUGGAUUACGCUGCCAUCCCCAGGGAGAUGCCGGGUAAAGGAGGGGUCUGGAAAGUAGUCUUUAAGCCUCCGACUUCCGACGCUGAAUUUCUAGAAAGGUUGCAUCUCUUCCUAGCCCGAGAGGGAUGGACUGUGCAAGAUGUUGCCCGUGUCCUUGGGUUUGAGUACCCCUCUCCAGCCCCAGGCCCAGAUAUGCCAGCAGAGAUGCUAAACUAUAUUUUGGAUAAUGUUAUUAAGCCUCUUAUAGAGUCCAUAUGGUACAAGAAGCUGACGUUGUUCUCGGGGAGGGACAUCCCGGGGCCUGGGGAGGAGACAUUUGAGCCCUGGCUGGAGCACGCUAAUGAGGUCAUUGAGGAGUGGCAGGUGUCUGAUAUAGAAAAGAGGCGGCGGUUGAUGGAGAGUCUUCGAGGCCCUGCCGCUGAUGUCAUCCGCAUCCUCAAGACCAACAACCCAGAUAUUACCACCGCCGAAUGCCUGAAGGCGCUUGAGCAGGUGUUUGGAAGCGUGGAGAGCUCCAGGGAUGUGCAGGUCAGAUUUCUGAACACUUACCAGAACCCGGGAGAAAAAUUAUCUGCUUAUGUCAUUCGUCUGGAGCCCCUGCUGCAGAAGGUGGUGGAGAAGGGAGCCAUAGAUAAAGAGAACGUGAACCAAGCUCGCCUGGAACAAGUCAUUGCGGGGGCCAACCACAGCGGGGCCAUCCGAAGGCAGCUGUGGCUGACCGGGGCUGCGGAAGGGCCAGCCCCUAACCUCUUCCAGUUGCUUGUGCAGAUCCGUGAGGAGGAGGCCAAGGAAGAGGAGGAGGCGGCUGAAGCCGCCCUCUUGCAGUUAGGCCUGGAGGGGCACUUCUGAGUCUCGAGAAAACGGACUUUAGUGCAGACCUAGAUCACAGCUGCUUUUCGUGUCUCUGUGCUGUCCUGCAGGUAUGUCACCUAGUGGUAAAGACUUAGUGUGGUUUUUCUGGGGUAAGUCAGGCCUGCAUAUUCACGUUAACAUUGGUAAAACCUUGCAAGCGAGCACCAGAGCGGCUGCAGUACAAGUGAGUCAUGUCAGCCACAGUGCCAGGGAAAGGCUUGGACAGUGCAAGUUGUCAGUGCUGCAAGCUGUCAUCAUGGCAUCAUUGUCAGUUGUGACAACCAUGGGAACUCGUGACACUUCCCAGAGGUAACUGAAUAUGAAAUUGCAUGUUCAGAAGUUUAGUGCAUGGCCUGGCUCACACAAGAAGUGUUGAGUAAAAAUGUGAACUGUUGUUAUUACUACUCUUGUGAGUAGUUUUUGUGUUUACUGUAAAUUGUUCCUGAUUUAUAUUAAUGGAAAGAAAUGUGAAUUAGAUAUUAUUCAACUUUACAGUGCAAAUUUCUCAUUUUUCAUCUUUAAACAUCUAGAUCAGUUUAACUGAGACGUGUUCUGAGGCUGCAAAAGGAGGUGUUAGAAAUACUGCACUUACAGAGUUGUGUAUCAAGUCUUCACUGAACAAGACAGGACUAGAACAGGGAGGUUAAUAUGAACCAGCUCAGUAUCUAUUCCCCCAUUUCAAAUCUUUAUCAUUGAAGAGUAGUUUACCUUGUUCAUGCUGGUUCUAAGUUUGAAGUUAUCAAAUACAUGUUUAUUAAUAAAAAUAUUUUUUAAA
Bubalus bubalis (water buffalo) is the source of this 2645-nucleotide messenger RNA. RefSeq names its product PNMA family member 1 (gene PNMA1). The coding region runs from base 806 to 1867 and encodes 353 amino acids. The record is from RefSeq and is a predicted model, not a curated record. NCBI's taxonomy places the organism in Eukaryota, Metazoa, Chordata, Mammalia, Artiodactyla, Bovidae. The transcript has a single exon.